AUGAGUGCGAAGGAAUACGCUCGACUCGUUCCUCGGGCACACCGGGCAAGAAGAACUCCGGUAAUCGACCGGCCAAUGAGGCCGAGAAUGAUAGCAUGGGCUGGACCGGCAGCUUUUUAUCCAAACAGGUUCUAUGAGAUCGAUAAAUGGUACAAGGGCCGAAUCGACAAGCCAGAACAAGUCCCAAAGCUGCAUAUCAUUGAUCCUACCAACCAUUUACAUUCGCUUUCGGAACUACAGGAGAGACUAAAGCCGAAGCCUACUCCAAUCGACAUUGGCUUUGCACCACGGCCAAAGCGGGUUUCAGUUGUUAAAACAGAUGAAGAGCGUGCAGUUUUGGAACGGAAGGCUAGAAAAAUGCAGUUGUUGGUGGAUCCUGAAACAACUGAGUUCUCAAGUUUUACGGUUUUACAACAUUAUGGGAUUUUUGAGCAUUUGUUUGGAGCAGGUACAUUCUUUUCCAAUGUGCAAAACCUCGACGUUGCGUAUGGAGAUAAUGCUGUGUUCUUUGGGAAUACUAUAUCGGCUGACCUUUUGUCAGCGAUGCCUGAGGUUCAAAAUAUGAAUCUCUCAAGCCCUGGUGAGUACAACACCUUGUUUAUGGUCAAUCUUGAUGGCAAUCCUUAUGAGAAAGAGGGAGAAGUCGCUCACUGGAUUGUUUCCAACAUACCAGAUGGGAAAAGCGUCAAGGAUGGGGAGGAGGUGGUACGGUAUCUUCAGGGCGCGGGCUCAUUUUGCGGCUCAGGUUAUCACUUCGGAGAGUCACGCUUUCGUCUUGUUUCGGCAUGA
Cooperia oncophora is the source of this 789-nucleotide messenger RNA. Lineage: Eukaryota; Metazoa; Nematoda; Chromadorea; Rhabditida; Trichostrongylidae. The record is from the annotation of a GenBank genome assembly.